AUGCGGGCCGCCUGGGAAUCAUCUGUUGACGUUGCUUGGGCAGCUGGAAACCAGGCAAUAUUCAACUACCUUAUCUCGCCUUAUAACUGUCAAGCAACAUGGAUCAACGCAACACGGAAGCGCAUUGAUUGGCAGGCAGCAAUGUUGAGUGACUCGAAAAUGCUAGCAACAGCAUCGCUCAAGCCACUUGAGCCCGAUAUCAGAAUCUGGUCGGAUCUUGACUUUUAUCUCCUUCCCUAUCUUCGGCGUUUAAGGACUCGUCGUGAAGAUCUUAGCGACACGUACGCCACCCUCCUUCUCGGGAGACUUGUGAAGCAUCUAUAUCAUGAUGAUACGAAGUAUCCCGACGAUUGCACGUAUUUGGUUGAGUAUCUUAUUAGAUGUAAUGCCAAUGCGCUCAUUACACCCAAGGAACUUGAGUCUAUCCAGGAGCAAGCUUUCAUGGCUCAAUUUUGUGUGGGAUUACGGUACCACCCAUACAUUUUUGAACCGAUGCGUCACUAUUUCGGCGGAUAUGAUGAAGAUGUGGAACUCACCGUCAUAGACAUAGCAUACUGCAUUGCCCCUGCUCUCUACCUUGCGUACAAUGACAGGAGGCAAAGCUUGCCGCGGAAGCCAACUCUUGCGGGUGCUAUGAACGCAUUGAACCUUGGUUUGGAGUUCUUCGAAACCUACUUGCAAGUGAAUCGGUUCACUGAUAUUGAGAAACAAAAUCGGUUUCUGCACAAUACUCUGGUGCAUCUAGCCCAGCUCUCAAAGCGAUGGACGACAGAACACCUCCGAAUGCUAUUGCUUGCCGGCGGUGAGAGCAUGGACUCUCUUGCCGCAAAGGUCUUGCACCUGUUCGUCAACCUCGUUGCGCUUCCUCCAGAGUCUCCAGAGCGCUCUCUCAUCCACAACCGAGCGGUCACACUCUUGCUGGAAACAGGGUGCCAAAUCAGUCCAAAGGCUUUAUUGAACGCAAUUCGGUCGGGCAAUACAGAUCUUCUGUCAAUUUUGGUCAGCUACUCUGACUUGAGAAAAAUUGGGCCCUUUUCCCUCUGCGCUUCUGUUUGGACAGACAAUACUGAUUCUCUGAAUCUUCUUCGAAUGCUAGGGAUCGCGGUCAGUAAUGUGGAGGUCGGCAGCGUGACAUAUCCAUCCCACCCCGGCUCUUUUCGCUCUCGCCAUACUUUCUUUGGGGAAGAGCUGACUGAUGCACGGCGCGACGAUUGGUAUUGCUACGAUGUGAAGAGAGACCAAUACCCAAUGAGUCUACUUCAGGCUGUCGGCAAGGGUUCCGAAGAGCAUCUUACUCCUGUACCGAUGAUCAUGCGUUGUCUCGACCUUGCCAAAAACGGAACUACCAAAGCACCGCAAAUAUACCUCUACGAUCUGCUCUUGGGCUGUCUAGAAAGCCGUGCUCACCUUAGUACAACCUCUGAGGUAUGCCAGCUGGUCAAGUCAGAGGGCCUCGAGUUCAGUGACCAACCACUGCGACCAUCACUCAUUGAAGCCUUCCUAUGCACGCUCAACAAUUUUGGGGUUGCCACGCCUUUUGAAUCUCGAUCGACUCAUGAUACUGAACGGCCCGGUGUUUUGGAACCAAUAUUCAGGUUCCUGGUUAGCAAUGGCACGCCGUUGCCCAAAGAUGUAAUUUCCUGGCUCUUGGAAGUCCACGCGAGCAACGACCUGAUACUCUUCGCUCUCGAUUGUGGAGCAUAUACGAAUACGCACGCUAGCCGGUGGGAGUGGGAAGGCAUCCUAUCAUCGAUAGCGUUACGUGAUCGGCUCCCAUUGCUAAGAGGGAUCUUGGAGCGACGUUGUGUUGAGAUCAACCCUGUCGACUUGGCCACGGCGUUUGGAAUAGUAAAUUCCAGCAGAAUUCAAGCGUCACCUCUGGAGAGACUUGAAACCUUGCAAUUUAUGGAACAGUUUUCUCCCGAUCUUAAGAUACUUUCGAACAGCACGAUUGCCAAACUAGCAACGGAUAAUGCAUGCUUCGGCCACGUGGAUGGCAUGAUUAUCCUUAUUCGCCACGGCCUCGACAUCAAUGCGGUUAUUCACAUCUCGUAUGGAACGAUUGGGGACACUCGUUGCCUAACAGCUCUAGACAGUGCGGCUUCGGCUGGGUAUCUAGACAUGGUGCAGUUGCUUUUGAACAGCGGCGGUAUGAGUGCGGUCCCCGGCGAGACAGGUUGUGAUGGUGCGAUUGCAAUGGCUGAAUGGUGUGGGCAUCAUGCCGUUGCGGAAUUGAUUCACAAGUGGGUAGAUCUGGGAGUUCAGUUGGGUAUUGAGGACGUUGCGCGGUUGCAGGAUGUCUCUUGA
Thyridium curvatum is the source of this 2307-nucleotide messenger RNA. RefSeq lists its product as uncharacterized. The record is from RefSeq and is a predicted model, not a curated record. Bases 1 to 2307 code for a protein of 768 amino acids. The transcript has a single exon. Lineage: Eukaryota; Fungi; Ascomycota; Sordariomycetes; Thyridiales; Thyridiaceae. Gene Ontology annotation, molecular function: protein binding.